AGAAAGUUCGUCCUGCAUUCCAAGCCGCCUUCCUUUCGAAAUCUCUUCUGAUACCUGUCCUAAACCAAACGAUCCUGCCAUCUUCAACAUUCCCUACCUUCGGAAAUGGAGCUUAAACCAUCAUAUGAACCCAAGGCAACGAAGCCUAUGUCCCAGGCCAUCAAAGGCUUCAGAGAUGGAUUCUGGCAAACACAUCCUCUCCUUACCACCCAAGGGCAUACCCGAAUCCGAGCGAACUUCACUAUUGCUGAUUGGCUUCUGAUGGGUUCUCUUCUACAAGCAUUCAUCAUUCUUUCUACCCCAUUACCACUCGCCUAUGUUCUCAUGCCGACAUUUGGUUUGGUAGCGUUCAAGCUCACACGAACCGUAUUGAAGAUAUACAGUAUUGUCGAAAAUCCUCGAAUGGAGAAUGUUAUUCCAGGUCGCCAAACUGCGUUGUUUCCUCCGAAAGAUGGAAGCAUGAUUCGACAACCAGGUGAACCUGUUGGUGGCGAUGGCAUGUGCAUUGUUCUCUUGACCAACAAGAGCAAUCAUCCUCUCGGCCUGUUCUUCCCGACAUUUCGUACUUUGAGUCUUCUUGCUCGAGCGAUGUACCGAGAUCUUGAAGCUCAUGCUGAAGAGUAUGGCUUCCUGGGCUUCUCCGACUACAACAGCAAUGAUGUCCUCAAGCAACCAGUGGUCCUCUCCGUCAUGUACUUCAAGUCUGUGGAGCAUGUACAGAAAUGGGCUCACGGAAAAGUACAUCGCGAAGGUUGGGAUUGGUGGAACGAAAUGUCUGCUCUGGGAAAGACAGAUCAGAUCACCAUUGGUCAUGAAAUCUACAGUGUCCCCGCCGGAAACUGGGAGAAUGUCUACAUGAACUCUAAACCACACGAUUUUGGUGCAACACAACAUGCGAUCAAGACCGCCGGUGGCGAGCGACGAUGGCUUUGCCCUCUGAUGGACAGUAAAGAUCUCAAGAAUGCUUCUCAGAGAUUGGGAUCCGUGAGGGGAUGAGAUAAUCUCAAUGUCGUCAUGUGAAGCAAAAACUUUCAAGUAGAAGAAGCGUUUUGGGCAAAAUGAUAACGGUGUUCGAUGAAGCAUAUGAAAGCCUACGCUCUCGGUAGCCUCUCUGUCAUUGCCGUCUUGCAACUGGGAGAAACCUUCGACAAGAGAACCAGAUUUGGGUCUUGGAAGAGAACCAGCAUCCAGCUUA
This is a messenger RNA of Mollisia scopiformis, 1195 nucleotides long. RefSeq lists its product as uncharacterized. The transcript is spliced from 3 exons. NCBI's taxonomy places the organism in Eukaryota, Fungi, Ascomycota, Leotiomycetes, Helotiales, Mollisiaceae. The record is from RefSeq and is a predicted model, not a curated record. The coding region runs from base 106 to 996 and encodes 296 amino acids.